Molecule: messenger RNA, 1929 nt
Organism: Trichoderma reesei QM6a
Lineage: Eukaryota; Fungi; Ascomycota; Sordariomycetes; Hypocreales; Hypocreaceae
Exons: 2
Coding region: 1-1929 (642 amino acids)
Biological process (GO): regulation of translation
Cellular component (GO): nucleolus
Molecular function (GO): mRNA binding
Source: RefSeq, a predicted model, not a curated record
AUGGCUACCAAAGACUCUACUUUCAACAGCAAGAGAAAAGUCUCUUCCGAUGGCAAGGAAAAGGGCGACUUCAAGAACAAGAAGCCUCGGUUGGAGGGGAACGCAAAUGGAAAGCCAUCAGGAUCAGAGCAAACCUCUCGAGAAUCGCAUGCGAAGCAGAAGCAACUCGCGCUGGAGCGAAAGGCCGCCAAGCCGUUAGCCGACGAAGUCCAGCGGACAAAGAAGAUCUGGGAACGCCUGCGUCUCAAGUCUCACGUCCCCAAGGAGGAGCGACAGCAGCUGGUGGCGGAACUCUACAGCAUUAUUACAGGCCGCAUCCGCGACUUUGUCCUCAAGCACGACGCCGUCCGCGCCGUCCAGACCGCUAUCAAAUACUCCACUCCGGAGCAGCGAAAACAGAUUGCCACAGAGCUUCAGGGAACCUACGCUCAGCUUGCAGAGGGGCGCUACGCCAAGUUCCUCAUCGGAAAACUCCUCGUCAACAAUGACGACGAGAUCCGCGACAUCAUUAUACCUAACUUCUACGGCAAAGUUCGAAAGCUCAUCAACCACUCCGAGGCCUCGUGGAUCCUGGAUGACAUUUACCGGACGGUCGCGACGAAGGAGCAAAAGGCCCUCCUGCUGCGAGAAUGGUACGGCCCCGAGUUUACCAUCAAGGAGAUGACCAAGGACGUCAAGGCGACGGCCGACUUGAAGCAGAUCCUCGAGGCUGAACCGAACAAGAGAGGACCGAUCAUGAAGAGUCUGCUGGACCUCAUCAACUCGCUCGUGCAGAAACGAAUGACUGGCUUCACCAUGCUGCACGACGCAAUGCUCCAGUACUACACAAAUACGCAGCCCGGAUCCGAGGAAUUCACCGAGUUUAUGGAGUUGAUCAAGGGCGACGAGACUGGCGAUUUGCUCAAGAACCUGGCAUUCACGCGGUCGGGCGCAAAGCUCGUCUGCCUGCUCCUGGCGUACGGUACGGCCAAGGACCGAAAGGUGCUGCUGAAAGCGUACAAGGACACCUUUACGCUCAUGUCUGGAGACCAGUACGGCCACCUGGUGCUCUUGACAGCCUACGAUGUCAUCGAUGACACGAAGCUCACCUCAAAAGCCAUCUUCCCCGAACUGGUGGGAGAGAAGGAGGAGGAGAUUGCACAGAACGUCGUCGCGGCCGCCAACAACGCCAACGCCCGAAUCACUCUCCUCUACCUCUUUGAAGGACUGGCCAAGUCGCUGUUCCCGGCGAGCCACGCUUACGACUUGGAGGUGCUGAAGGAGGUCCACGAGAUUCGCAAAACGACAAGCAAGAAGGAAACCGACGUUCGACGCAAGGAGCUUGCGGCAGCGCUGUCUCCCUCAUUGAUCGCAGCGAUUGCGACGUCGCCUUCUGAUUUCACAGCCACGCCUUUCGGUUGCCAAUUCGUUGCCGAAGUCCUCCUUUCUGGCAUCGGAGACAAGCAGAAGGCGCUCGAGGCCCUCGCCCAGUCCGUCAGCGGCGACCCGAAGCAGGAGCCGGCAGAAGACGAGAUUGCGUCCAGGCCACACAUUGCCAACACGCCGUUUGGCGGCCGCAUGCUCAAGUCUCUCAUUCAGGGCGGCCGUUUCGACAGAGCCCUGGGCAAAGUGAAGCUGGUUGACCCGCCGUUGGGCUUUCCCGAUAUCCUGUAUCCUGUCAUCAAGAAGAAUAUUAUGGACUGGGCUACUGGACCGAGCUCCUUUGUUGUCGUAGCUCUUCUUGAGAGCGAGGAAUUUACGAGUGCGGAAGAGCUGAAGAAGACUCUGAAGAAGAACAAGAAGCAGCUGGAAAAGGCGGCCACCGAGCCCACGGCCGAGCAGAAGGCUGCCAAGGAAGCUGGCGAGGGUGAAGAGAGUGGGAAGAAGGGCAAGAAGACGGAGGCGCCUGUGGGCAACAAGGGCAGCAAGCUGCUGCUUGAAAAGCUAUGA